AUGAGCAUCACAGAGUGGUCAAAUAACGCGCCAUUCGCCACCGACAGCACCAAAGCCACUGGUCUGCAGCUGUACAACAGUCUGAUUGUGCUGGUUACCAUCUCCGGCCAGAUUCAGCUGAUCAGCAGCCUGAGUGGCCUGUUGUUGUGUGAAAUACACGCGCAUGUCCGCUGUAUUGGGGCAUUCGACAUAGCACCCAAAACUGGACUGCUUGUCACCGUUUCAGAAGACAGUCACCUGAGAGUGUUCAGAAUCGAAGAGACUGAAGGUGAUCAAUGCAAGGUGGAACAUGUGUUUCAAACCAAUGUAACCAAUGAAAUGAUUUGCGGAGUGAAAUUUCUAAAUGCCGCAGGAAGUAAACUGGCGCUUUGCACCUAUGAAUCGUCUCAGAUUAAAGUGUUUGAGCAGUUGUAG
Messenger RNA from Rhagoletis zephyria (snowberry fruit fly), 414 nucleotides. NCBI's taxonomy places the organism in Eukaryota, Metazoa, Arthropoda, Insecta, Diptera, Tephritidae. The record is from RefSeq and is a predicted model, not a curated record.